Molecule: messenger RNA, 355 nt
Organism: Camelina sativa (false flax)
Lineage: Eukaryota; Viridiplantae; Streptophyta; Magnoliopsida; Brassicales; Brassicaceae
Source: RefSeq, a predicted model, not a curated record
CACGUUGACGAUCUAACGGCUCAGAUCAAUCAGCUGUCGAACGACAACCGUCAGAUCUUGAACAGCCUCACCGUGACAUCUCAGCUUUACAUGAAGAUCCAAGCCGAGAACUCUGUUCUCACCGCUCAGAUGUCUGAGCUUAGCACCAGGCUCCAGUCUUUGAACGAGAUCGUUGAUCUCGUUCAAUCCAACGGUGCAGGAUUUGGUGUUGACCAGAUCGACGGCUGUGGUUUCGAUGAUCGUACGGUUGGGAUUGACGGAUAUUACGAUGAUAUGAUGAGUGGUGUUAAUCAUUGGGGUGGUUCGGUUUACUCUAACCAACCCAUCAUGGCUAAUGAUAUCAAUAUGUAUUGAU